AUGAAAUCAGAGACACUCACACUGGUGCUGGUGAAUCUAGCAGGUAUCAUGGAGAGAGCAGAUACAUCACUGCUGCCAGGAGUAUACAAAGAGAUCGGUGCUGCUCUGAACGCUGACCCCACCGCGUUAGGCUCUCUCACUCUCUACCGAUCCCUCGUUCAAUCAUUCUGUUAUCCUCUCGCUGCUUACCUCGCCACACGUCACAACCGUGCUCAUGUUAUUGCUCUCGGUGCUUUUCUUUGGGCUGUUGCUACAUUCUUCGUAGCAAUCUCCUCGACCUUCUUGCAGGUGGCUAUUUCAAGAGGUUUAAAUGGCAUAGGACUCGCCAUUGUUAUUCCAGCAAUUCAGUCUCUAAUUGCAGACUCCACCAUUGAUAGCAACCGCGGUACGGCUUUUGGAUGGCUUCAACUAACAGGAAACAUUGGAAGCAUCAUUGGUAAUCUCUUUGCAGUACUACUAGCUUCAACAUCAUUCUUUGGCAUACCUGGUUGGAGAAUAGCUUUUCAUAUUGUUGCAUUGAUAAUUGUAGCUCAGGGAGUAUUCGGAUCAUUCCGAGGGUCGAGUUUGUCGUUUUUCACUCUUUGGUUAGAACUAAUAGGCUUCUCACAUGGUACAACAGCGAUUAUUUGGACCAUAUUUAUAAUUUCUGCUUCAUUUGGAGGUCUGUUUGGAGGAUGGCUUGGAGACUUUUUGUCUCAACGGUUACCAAACACUGGAAGAAUAAUGUUGGCGCAAAUAAGCGCGGGUUCGACAAUUCCUUUAGCUGCGAUUUUGUUGUUGUUAUUACCAAAUGAUCCAUCCACACCCUUCAUUCAUGGUUUUGUUUUGGUCAUCAUGGGAAUAAUCACAUUCUGGUGUGCAGUUGCAACAAAUGAUCCUAUAUUUGCUGAAAUAGUACCUGAGAAAUCGCGAACGGCUAUAUAUGCUUUGGAUCGAUCUUUUGAGUGUAUAUUGGCGUCUUUUGCUCCGCCUAUUGUUGGAGUUUUGGCUCAGCAUGUUUAUGGUUAUAAACCAGUGCCGAAAGGUUCAUCAGAUUCUGUUGAAGUUGAAACUGAUAGAGAAAAUGCUGCAUCACUUGGUAAGGCACUUUAUAGUACAAUUGCAAUUCCUAUUGCAAUAUGUGUUAUCAUUUAUUCAUUUUUGUAUUCCACAUACCCGAGGGAUAGGGAACGAGCAAGAAUGGUUGCAUUAGUUGAAUCAGAAAUGGAUCAACUAGAGAUGGAACAUCAAACUGGACAAAACUGUUUUCAAACACAUAUUUUGGAUGAUAAUGAUCAGAAAGUUUUGCUGUCUGUAGUACAUUAG
This is a messenger RNA of Vicia faba (fava bean), 1305 nucleotides long. The record is from the annotation of a GenBank genome assembly. NCBI's taxonomy places the organism in Eukaryota, Viridiplantae, Streptophyta, Magnoliopsida, Fabales, Fabaceae.